Lithohypha guttulata is the source of this 1182-nucleotide messenger RNA. RefSeq lists its product as uncharacterized. The record is from RefSeq and is a predicted model, not a curated record. The coding region runs from base 1 to 1182 and encodes 393 amino acids. The transcript has a single exon. Lineage: Eukaryota; Fungi; Ascomycota; Eurotiomycetes; Chaetothyriales; Trichomeriaceae.
AUGUCCUUCAGAACCCAAGAGCGUGUCAUAAACCCAAGAGAAAAAGAAACACUGUUUCCCAAGAUCACAGGCAAGCACGUCGACUUCCUUCAUCAGCUUCGACGGCUCAAAGAACGGAAUAAGCUUCCUCGGAUACUCAAUAUAGAGGGGACUGUCAAACUGCACGGAAUGCAUGCGGAUAUCUUGUUCGAUUUAAACGAUACAGCGACUUCGAACGACCGAGCACCACUUUCUGUGCGCUUUCAGUCGCGUAACCGGUUGUGCACUCCGGACGAGGAUCAGCAAGGAUGGCCUAGAGAAGUGGCACAGUAUCCGGGUGCCCUCGCCUUCAUCAGAGAUUGGGCUCUCGAUACAUUCCGCCAGCAUAAUCCAACUACCUCGAUCGACACCACUUGCCCGAUGAUAAUAGCCGGAGAAUGGAUUGGAGAGAGAGUACAACGCGAUGUAGGUAUUGCACAGCUCUCGAAAAGAUUCGUUGUCCUCUCUGCGUCUGUGAAUGGUGUGUGGCAACAGGAUGCUCAGUACAAAGACUUGCAAGCAGUGAAUGCUGGUAUUCACAACAUCUUCAUCUGUGGGAGUCUUGGUGUCAAGUUCGAUACCGCCGACCUGAGCGAAUCAAAUCCUGCCUUACUUGAAAUGCAAAUGCAUGCUGAUAUGGUUGAGACAUCCUGCCCUUUCGCAGCCAAGUUUGGCGUUUUAGACUCUGGUGGAGAAGGUAUCGUGUGGAAGCCUGGUGUACCGGAAGGCCGAGCGGACCCGAAAUGCUGGCUGAAAACGAAGGGGCCUAUCCAUGGUAAAGAGAAUCGAAUCGACCCUCGGAACAUCGCCAAAGAACAAGAGAUAGAACUAAAUGUGGACCAAAUCGUACAGAGAUGGGUGACACCUCGAAGAGUUAAGCAGGGGUUUGAGUACUUGCUGGAGAUGAACAUGUACCCUACACAAGCGAGUCUGAAAGAGUACAUGAACUGGAUGGUGCAUGAUAUUGUGGUGGAGGAGAAAGAUGAGAUCAUGGAGCUGAAGAGAAGAUGGCCAGAUAUAGAGAAGAUUGUGAAGAGCAAAGUUAUGCAUGCAGCAAGGGAGGCCUAUAUGAAAGAACUGGAUAUCAGUGGUGAGGAAUUGGGCUGGGCAGCUUGGUACCAUCGUUCAAGAAGGAACGGAGAGCCCUUCAAGGUCGUGGAAUGA